Molecule: messenger RNA, 1757 nt
Organism: Octopus sinensis (East Asian common octopus)
Lineage: Eukaryota; Metazoa; Mollusca; Cephalopoda; Octopoda; Octopodidae
Product: regulator of microtubule dynamics protein 1
Exons: 9
Coding region: 362-1282 (306 amino acids)
Cellular component (GO): cytoplasm; spindle microtubule; mitotic spindle pole
Molecular function (GO): microtubule binding
Source: RefSeq, a predicted model, not a curated record
GGUUAAUCUCUCAUAACGACAGUUUAUGUCUUUCUUUAAAAUAUAUCAAUAGCCAUAGAUAACAAACAGAUUAAAUAAAUUCAAAGUUUAAUUGAUUGCGCUCCUCCUGUUUAUUAAGCACAUCGGAAUCAUGUGUUAAAUGCCAAAAUUUUUUUCCUUGACAUUCAGUUUUGCUGUGGGAUGUAUAAAUCCAUUUCGAAUAAGUGUUUCUAAUUUCUGAAUUUCCUCAUCUUUUAAGACGGGCAAAUCGGCAAAAAUUAAGAGAAACCACACGCAGCAAGAAGUAAUUAAACAGUGUUAGCAGGUGUGUGUAGUUCUUCAUACUAAGGAGACUGAUUCGGUUGCCAACUGCGUGGAAAGUAUGAUUGCGUGCAUCCGUCACUUAUUGGUCGCGUCAGUGCGUUACAGCAUUUCGCGCAAUCUACAUGUACGGUCACAGUUCUUUCGCUCUUUAAAGCAGGUUUCUCUAGCAGUAAAGAAACAGUUACACAUCCGGGCAGGCCUUUUCACACCAGUGACAUUGCUUGCUGUCAGCAUGGCUUCAGAAACUCAAGAAACUACACCAUCAGCCAGCAGUGAAAUUUUAAACUUCAAAGAAAUUUUUGAAAAAGCUGACCAACUUCACACAGCUUAUGAAACUUGUAAAUUAUAUGAUCUUUUGAAACCAUAUCAAAAUUGCGAGGAUGAUCAGUUGCUGUGGCGUCUAUCUCGAGCGGCAUAUGACAAAGCAAAGAGAGAACACAACAAAGAUGCACGGAAAACAUUCAUGUAUGAGUCUUUUGGUUAUGCUAAAAGAGCUCUUGCUCUAAAUGACAAGAACUAUGCAUGUCACAAGUGGUAUGCUAUUCUUCUCGAUGAAAUUGGUCAAUAUGAAGGUUUGAAAAUUCGAAUUUCGAAUGCUUAUUUAAUAAAGGAACAUCUAUUGAAAGCUGUUGAAUUUAAUCCAAAUGAUGCAACUUGUUGGCAUUCGUUAGGUUACUGGUGCUUCAUGUUUGCUGAUAUGCCAUGGUAUCAACAAAAGGUUGCUAGUGCACUGUUUGCUACUCCACCUACCUCAACCUAUGAAGAGGCCAAGAAGUAUUUUCUAAAAGCAGAAGAAAUUGAUCCUAAUUUUUACAGUAUGAAUUUAGCUAUGCUUGGCAAAACAUUGGUGCGCCUAAAUGAAAAUGAUGAUGCUCGUAAAUAUCUUAAUAAAGUUUCAAGCUAUGCAAUACGAACUGUUGAUGACAAAAAGGCCCAUGAGGAGGCUGCGUCGUUAUUAAAGAAAAUCGGAAAUAAAUAGACACAUUUGUUUUCAACAUAAAAUCAUCACAUCAAAUUUGAACAAAAGACUAUUAAAGUUUUUUUUUUUUCUUCAUUCAUUAUCAUAAUUACCAUACAAAAUUCGAUACACUAGACUUCUGAUUUCUUAAUAUUAUUGAUUCUUUUCGCCAACUUAAUGGCAAUUAAAUAGUUAAAUUUACAUAUAUUUUACAUACAUAUCGAUGCCAAAUUGAUACUGAGGAAACAAUAAAUUUUUUCGAGAUUUUAUUAAUAUUUUAAUGCCAACCUGGUGUUGAGCAAACUUUGUUUUCCCCCACGAAAUUUUGUUCCUACAUUAAACCGAAAUAAAAUAAAACUGUCUAUUGGUUUUAAUAUUAGAAAAAAAAAAGAGACAAAACAAAAACGAUUAAAGUAUUGCUGAGUUAGCAACUACUGAUAAUUUUCAUAUAUUACUGAAAUUUCAAUUUCAUAAUUUAUGUGAAUAAAUUAUUUAC